AUGACUGCUAAAGUUAGAAAGCCUGCACCUAACUUCACUGCUAACGCUGUUGUUGACGGACAAUUCAAGGAAGUUUCUCUUAGCGACUAUACUGGUCAAUCGGAUUUUACAUUAGUUUGUCCGACUGAGAUUAUUGCUUUUUCUGAUCGUGUUGAUGAGUUUAAAAAGUUGAAUACAGCAGUUUUGGCUGCUUCUUGUGACAGUCAAUUCCAUGGAUCAACACUCCAAGAAACAAAGUCUAUCACUAAAUCGUAUGGAAUUCUGGUCGAAGAAGAAGGACUUCCCCUUCGAGGUUUGUUUAUUAUAGAUGAUAAAGGCAUUAUCCGCCAAAUAACUAUCAACGAUCUUACCGUGGGACGAAACAUUGAUGAAAUUCUAAGACUUGUUGAAGCUUUUCAAUUCACUGAUAAACAUGGUGAAGUCUGUCCAAUCGGUUGGAAAAAGGGCGAUAAGGCUAUCGAUGUAAAGAAAGGGCAAGACUACUUCUCCGAAACUUACAAAGAUUGA
Cetraspora pellucida is the source of this 507-nucleotide messenger RNA. The record is from the annotation of a GenBank genome assembly. Lineage: Eukaryota; Fungi; Glomeromycota; Glomeromycetes; Diversisporales; Gigasporaceae.